Messenger RNA from Anopheles funestus (African malaria mosquito), 1397 nucleotides. RefSeq names its product ADP,ATP carrier protein 2. The transcript is spliced from 4 exons. NCBI's taxonomy places the organism in Eukaryota, Metazoa, Arthropoda, Insecta, Diptera, Culicidae. The record is from RefSeq and is a predicted model, not a curated record. Gene Ontology annotation, biological process: mitochondrial ADP transmembrane transport; mitochondrial ATP transmembrane transport. Bases 162 to 1064 code for a protein of 300 amino acids. Gene Ontology annotation, molecular function: ATP:ADP antiporter activity. Gene Ontology annotation, cellular component: mitochondrial inner membrane.
AAUUCAACGCCAAACGUCACUCUCUGUCCUGCGGUCUUUAAGUAAGGAUCCUAUCUCAAUAAGCCGCGAUCUCGUGCAGCCUACAGCAGCAGCCCACCGAAAGUCGUAAAAGGAUAUUUCAUCCUUCAGUAUACCCCCCCGUAACUCAAUAAACAACAACAAUGCCGGGACUUUCGGAUCCAGUUGCGUUCGUCAAGGACUUUGCCGCCGGUGGCAUCUCGGCCGCAAUCUCCAAGACGGCCGUCGCCCCAAUUGAGCGCGUCAAGCUGCUGCUACAGGUUCAGCACAUCUCGAAGCAGAUCGCCGAGGCCGACCGCUACAAGGGCAUGGUCGAUUGCUUCGUGCGUAUCCCGCGCGAGCAGGGCUUCAGUGCCUUCUGGCGCGGUAAUCUGGCCAACGUCAUCCGUUACUUCCCGACGCAGGCCCUCAACUUCGCCUUCAAGGACAAGUACAAGCAGGUGUUCCUGGGUGGUGUCGACAAGAACACCCAGUUCAUGCGCUACUUCGUCGGUAACCUGGCCUCCGGCGGUAUGGCCGGUGCCACCUCGCUGUGCUUCGUCUACCCGCUUGAUUUCGCCCGUACCCGUUUGGCUGCCGAUGUCGGCAAGGGUUCGGAGGCGCGUGAGUUCAAGGGUCUGGGCGAUUGUAUCUCGAAGAUCUUCAAGACUGACGGUCUGGUCGGUCUGUACCGAGGUUUCGGUGUAUCCGUCCAGGGUAUCAUCAUCUACCGUGCUGCCUACUUCGGCUUCUACGAUACUGCCCGCGGUAUGCUGCCAAACCCGAAGACUACACCAUUCUACGUGAGCUGGGCUAUUGCACAGGUCGUGACCACCGUUGCCGGUAUCGUGUCCUAUCCCUUCGAUACCGUCCGUCGUCGCAUGAUGAUGCAGUCUGGCCGUGCCAAGUCCGAGAUUGUCUACAAGAGCACGCUGCACUGUUGGGCAACGAUCGCCAAACAGGAAGGCAGCGGUGCCUUCUUCAAGGGUGCCUUCUCGAACGUGCUCCGUGGUACUGGCGGUGCAUUCGUGCUGGUGCUGUACGAUGAAAUUAAGAAACUUCUGUAAAUCCUUUCUUCCCGCCCCUUCCCGUUUCCCGAAACCCUGAAGAUCCUUCCCCUCCUUCCUAAUUCCUCUCCCGUCGUAAUUCCCGUUCCAUUCCAUACAAAUCGGCGUACCACAACCGUAUGUAUUCCGCACAGUAUCCUAUACCGACGAAAACCAAAACGAACACAAACACCAAAAACUUAAAAACGGCUCGGAACUUGGUGUUCGCGAACAAGAUCUUUUUUUGUAAAAAAGCUCGACAUACACUGUGCUCCACACUGUAAGCCGGUGUACACGGUAACUUCCACCUAACCGACAAGUAAAGUGUUUUAUCGAGCCCUAGUGCCAUAGAGA